AUGACACUGGCGGAAGAACUCAAAUUAGAGGGCAAUAAAGCCUUUCAACUCAAGCAGUACAAAAAGGCGGCCAAGAUAUACCGUGACGCAAUCCAGUUGGAUCUAUAUAAUCCCGUCUUAUACUCGAAUCGAGCACAAUGCUUCUUAAACCUACAAGAUUACGAAAGAGCUUAUAGGGAUACUGUAUCCGGCUUGAAUCUUAGCGGCAAUCAAACGAAACAAUUAACUAUAAAAUUGCAAUAUCGAAAAGGUUUAGCACUCAAGGGUUUGCAAAGAUGGGCAAAAGCAAAGAUUGCGUUUGAUGAUGUUCUCAAGUUGGAUCCAAAUAAUCAAGCAGCGAAAAACGAGUUGGAUCAACUAGCAAACAUAGCUAGUGAUGCUAUUGAAACUGAAACUACUACUGCUGCUAUUGCCGAUAGAUGCAAAAAUGGUGAUGAACUGCGACAGGACAUUAAUAUACAAGUGGAGAAAGUUGAUACAUUACCCCAAAAGUUUACUGAUUUAUUAAAUAAUAGACAAGCCUCGGAAGAAAAAAAACAAGAGAGGAAAAAAGAGGAAACAUUACCACAAGUUUCAAGUCCAAGCUCUGCUGAGUUGAAACCCACUUCAAUGGCAGUUGAAAGGGAAAUCGAGAAUAUAUUUGGCACCAUGCGAAAACCAAAACCAACAUUAGAGGCAAAAGUAACCUCAUCUUCAACAGCACCAACUAGACCUCCUAUACUGCAUAAUAACAAUUCAUCACUGCCUUCUUCUUCCUCUUCUUCUUCUUCUUCUUCUUUUUUUUCUUCCAACAAUAAUAAAUCUAAAAUUGCGAGCUUUGAUGAUUUGGAUAAACUGCCCUUGAAAUUAUUGAGUGCUUUGAAAAACCUACCCCAGACAAAAAAGGCAAGUGCUUAUAGAUAUGUACUUAAGCAGGAACCUCAAACGUACCAAACAAUGUUCUCACAAGCAGGCAUCGAGACUGAUUUUUUGCAAUUCUUUCUCGAGGCAUCUGUAUUCAGUUUAGGGAACGAAACUAGUCACCAACAGAUACAGAUACAGACACAGACACAGAAACAGCAACCGGAACAGCAAGGGCAGGUGGAGUUGAUAGCAAAUCACAUCAGACAAUUUGCAACAUUCAAAAGAUUUGAUUUGGUCAUGACUAUGUGCGAUGAUGAUUUGAAAAAUGUCUUGUUACAAAAAAUGGAGUCAAUUAAUCCAGAAACUGCAUCUUCAAUUAGCCAAUAUAUUGUAUAA
Lodderomyces elongisporus is the source of this 1239-nucleotide messenger RNA. RefSeq lists its product as uncharacterized. Gene Ontology annotation, molecular function: protein binding. Bases 1 to 1239 code for a protein of 412 amino acids. The transcript has a single exon. The record is from RefSeq and is a predicted model, not a curated record. Gene Ontology annotation, cellular component: protein folding chaperone complex. Lineage: Eukaryota; Fungi; Ascomycota; Pichiomycetes; Serinales; Debaryomycetaceae.